This is a messenger RNA of Pieris macdunnoughi, 1902 nucleotides long. The record is from the annotation of a GenBank genome assembly. NCBI's taxonomy places the organism in Eukaryota, Metazoa, Arthropoda, Insecta, Lepidoptera, Pieridae.
AUGAAGGAGUUGGACAUAAAUAUCGAAGGAUAUAAUGUAAACGGUAUAUGUGUUGGCUGUCUCAACUACGACAGAAAAAUGUUUUACAGAAAUGAAGUGAAAGAAGCGUUUAAAAUUAUCGGUGAAAUCGAAGUGCCAGAUGGUCUCUCCAUACAAGUUUGCUGGGAAUGCCUAGCGGCUGUACAAAAUUUAAUGAAAUUCCGACAGAGAGUUCUUAACUCUUAUGAUGUCCUUAUUAAAUAUUCACGUGAUUAUCCUUUCCUAAAUUCUCCACAUGAUUUAUCACAACAUGCAACAACUAAAUUGGGCACACAUGUGAAUAAUCAUGAAGUGACCUAUGAGGAACAAGUCGUUGAGUUCACCAUUAAAGAAGAAGUUGUUAAGGAAGAGGAUUGUGAUGGAAUAAAUAUUGAUGUAAAGGAUGAAUCCUAUGAUAUGCGAGACACCUUUGACACACAGUCAUCAGAAGAUGACACAUUUUUGGUAGAAUUAAAGAAAGAAGGGACAGAUAAAAAGAGAAAGAGAGAAAAAAAGAAGAAAAAAGAGAAGAUUAAAUCACCUGUGUUAAAAAACCGUUUAAAAAACCUCCCACAAGAAAUAGUCGAAUUAUACACAAUGGAUGAACAGGAAAUGUGGUCAGUUAGAUCGCAAGAUGUCGCCAGUGAAGAGUUUGCUAAAGUCAAACACAAAUGUGAGGAUUGUGUGAGAAUAUUUGCAACACAGAAGUUGAUGGAUUAUCAUAUAGCUGGAAAACACUCACCGAAAGACAAAACCUCAAUACAAUGUGAUGUAUGCAAAGCAUAUUUUAUUAAUAAGGAAAAUAUAUCAGUUCAUCGGAAUCAACAUUUCAGUGCUUACAAAUGUCAAAUAUGCGGUCUAGUUACAACAUUAAAAGGAGUUAUGUCGAGACAUGAUUGUGCAAAACCGUCAGUCGGAUAUGUCUGCUCCAUAUGUAAUAAAGAUUUUAGUACAAAGUCAAAACUGGUUUAUCAUAGAAGCAUCUGCAAUGAAGAGAGACCUCAAUGUGAUUGCUGUGGAAAGGUGUUUGCUAAUAAGAUCACACUUAAAUCUCAUCUUAAGGCGAUGUCAGGAUCUCCAACAACGAAGAAACCGACUAAAAGUAUGCUCAUACCAUGUAAAGGGUGUGAUAAAGUUUUCUAUUCAGGGAAGAGCUACAGGGCGCAUGUCGUAAUCCACGACGGACUGAACUACCCGUGCCCCAUAUGUGGUAAGCUGUUUCUAUGGAAGCGGAAUCUCGCAAGGCACACCCGGAAUCACCGGGAAAAAGAAUCGGGGACCAUGCACCAAUGUAGGGAUUGUGGGAAAACAUUUUCCAGUCGGGAUUGUUAUAAUAAUCAUAUGAAACUCAGCAAGAAACAUGUCCACGAAAGUGCUUUAAGCCACGCGUGCCAGUACUGCAACAAGCGAUUUGCAGCGAAAUGGUGUAUGGUGGAUCACAUCGACUGGGAACAUCUCAAGCGCAUUAAAUAUAGAUGUCAAGUGUGCUAUAAGCCUUUCAAAACUGCUAAGAUAAUGAUGGCUCAUAUGAAUAAUAUACAUGAGGGUAGAAACAAAAUGGAGCCAGAGAGUGAGCAUUUGUGUGAGAUCUGCGGGAAAUCUUAUAAGACUGUGAAACGGCUGAAGGGCCACGUAUGGGCCAUGCACACGAACCGCACGGACACGAAAAGCUUUAAGUGCUCCUUCUGCCCCGCCACCUUCGCCUGGCAGACCUCCAUUUAUAAGCACAUGCGCAUGAUGCACGACAAUAAGCGAAAACAAUCACGCGCGCUCCCAAAGAAGCAAGAUUCGUAUGAAGUGGAAAUCGCGAAUCGCAUGCAAUAUUUCCCGCAGAACAUCAAUAUAGGGCAGAUACAACCAAUUAAUAUUGUGCAGAAUAUAUAA